AUGCAGACGAUAAAGUGUGUAGUUGUAGGCGAUGGUGCUGUGGGCAAGACCUGCCUCCUCAUUUCAUAUACAACAAACAAGUUUCCUUCAGAAUAUGUCCCAACGGUCUUUGACAACUAUGCAGUGACAGUCAUGAUCGGAGAGGAUCCCUACACGCUGGGUCUCUUUGACACGGCAGGUCAGGAGGAUUACGACCGGCUACGGCCGUUGUCGUACCCGCAGACGGAUGUCUUCCUCGUUUGCUUCAGCGUCACGUCGCCAGCUUCGUUUGAAAACGUCAAGGAAAAAUGGUUCCCCGAGGUCCAUCACCACUGCCCUGGCGUACCUUGCCUCAUCGUCGGAACUCAAGUUGACCUGCGCGACGAUCCCGCUGUGACGGAGAAGCUGGCCAGGCAGAAGCAGCGACCAGUCAGUUCCGAGGCUGGUGAGCGUUUGGCGAGAGAGCUGGGUGCCGUCAAGUACGUCGAGUGCUCGGCACUUACUCAGCGAGGACUCAAGAAUGUCUUUGAUGAGGCCAUCGUCGCAGCGCUGGAGCCUCCAGUGGUGCGGAAAAAGUCGAAGUGCGCCAUCCUCUAA
Messenger RNA from Acaromyces ingoldii, 576 nucleotides. Its product is annotated as cell division control protein 42. Lineage: Eukaryota; Fungi; Basidiomycota; Exobasidiomycetes; Exobasidiales; Cryptobasidiaceae. The record is from RefSeq and is a predicted model, not a curated record. Gene Ontology annotation, biological process: small GTPase-mediated signal transduction. The transcript is spliced from 5 exons. Gene Ontology annotation, molecular function: GTPase activity; GTP binding. Bases 1 to 576 code for a protein of 191 amino acids.